CGGCCGUUUCCGCACGCAAGAAGGGGGGGGACACGUGACGGUGGGGGAAACGCCACCAGGAGAGGUGGGCCCCAGGCAGCAGGUGCUGUUGCGCCUCCAGCGCCUUUUCUCUCUACCCAGAAGCCCCCCGCCAUUAGGUGACGGCCGGGUCCCCAAGCCAACCAAGAUGGCGGCGAAGUUCAUGCGCGCGAGGCGGCGCUCUAGGAUACCUCCGCGCUACUCUAUGGUUGCCCGCGAGUCCUCUGCCCGUGCGAGACCGGGCGCAGGAAAGGUCAGAGGUCACGCCCCGCCCUCCGACGGACGCAACAUGGCGACGCCGAGCUGGGGCCGCGCCGCCUCGCGGAGCCGGGCAUGGCAGCUGCUGGGUGCGGCCAGGCGGGGCAGCAGCCAUGGAACCGCUGACUCGCCGGCCACGGGCGUCUCGCCCCCGGAGCCAGAGAAGCGGCCGAGCAGCCUCACCGGCGCCUUGGACGCCGGCCCGCAGCAGGUGCCUUCAAAGAAUGUGGAAUCCUUUGCAUCCAUGUUGAGACGCUCUCCUUUAGUUCAGAUGGGGCCUGCCAAAAACAAAAUUGUCCUUGGUCAAAUCUUCCACAUUGUAGAAGAUGAUCUUUAUAUAGAUUUCGGUGGCAAGUUUCACUGUGUGUGCAACCGACCAGAAGUAGAUGGAGAGCCCUGUAUCAGAUAUCCAUUCUCACAGCUGAGUACUGGAUUUACCUCCCUCCAGAGCACAACAAGACUGCUGUUGGCAAUUGGUUUGAAGGAGUCACUACAGAGCAAAAUGAAACUCUCUCUUCCGAAAAUAUCAAAAAGGAUCCAGAGUGCGUCUGAGACUGGUGGACCUGGAACUCACAUCUAGAUUCUUGGGAGCAAAAACAGAUACAACUUUACUGGAGGCUGAUGCAGUGCUGCUAGGGCUCCUGGAAAGCAGCGAAAUAAGGCAAAAGGAGUAAAGUUAUGUAAAUAAAUCAAUCAAUAAAGUGUAGAUGCUUAACAUUUUAUUUGUCCAACUUGCUUGUUCUGAGAAAGAAAAUGUUAGGAUUCUUCCCUCACGGUUGUGUAAAUUGUAAGGUAAAUUAAAUAAAAGGGAACAAUCACAGUA
This is a messenger RNA of Trachemys scripta elegans, 1099 nucleotides long. It is a transcript of the gene MRPS28, whose product is annotated as mitochondrial ribosomal protein S28. The record is from RefSeq and is a predicted model, not a curated record. Lineage: Eukaryota; Metazoa; Chordata; Testudines; Emydidae. Gene Ontology annotation, cellular component: mitochondrial small ribosomal subunit. The transcript is spliced from 4 exons. Bases 167 to 856 code for a protein of 229 amino acids.